CCUAGGUCGCCUGGAUUUCUGACUUUCCACAAUUGCUGAGGACUCGAGUUCGAUUCUCUCUUUUCCACAACCCCUAAAUUUUUUUUUUUCCCCGUUUUCCGAUUCUCUUGCCGGAGACAGCCAUGGAUUCGGGCUCCCAGGUUCCACGAAAGUCCAAGCGGAGAUUCCAACCAAGACCUCCGACGCCUUCUCUCCGGCCGAUCGCACCAGACUCCAAAAAUGAAGCUGAGACUGAGGAAGAGAAUAAAAAAGCAGCACGACAGAUAGCUAAACGUCUCGGCAUUGGCCAGAGGAGACCCAAACCCGAAACAAAAGCUUCUUCAUCUGCAGUUGCAUUCCAACCAAACUUGUCGUCACUUUCAAUAAGGUCGUUUGGGGAUCCUAAAGAAGACGACAAGCACGUUUCUGAUGUAAAUCCCUCUUCUUCUGCUACUAUUCUUCCCGCUGUUGUUUCUGCUGGUGUUCUUCCUGCUGUUUCUUCUGCUACUACCCAGAAAGAUGGAGAAGAGGUUCAUAAGUUGGUUACAAGAGCUGAGAAAGACUACGUUGAACCUUGGGAUUAUAAAAACUCCUACUAUCCUACUGUUCUUCCUUUGAGAAAGCCAUUCUCUGGUGAUCCAGAACUCCGUGACCAGGAGGAAUUUGGGGACGUGGCUAAACACCUUGAUUAUGACGAGAGCACCAUCAACUCAGCUGAAGAACUUGGUCUGACAUCGUAUCAGCACUGCAAAAAACAGAUGUUUUUCUUUAAGAUUCCGGACUGCCUCCCUGUAACGAAGCAAGUGACAGGAGCAAACACCAAGAGAUCUGUAUCGGAGAAUAGUUCAAAGAGAAACAACCCUUUUGAAGGUUUACCAGAGGGUUUCAUGGGCAAAAUGCUAGUUUACAAGAGCGGCGCUGUCAAGUUGAAACUUGGAGAUGUUCUCUUCGAUGUCUCGCCAGGGCCGAAUGCGAAAUUUCACAGUGAUGUGGCAGCGAUCGACAACAAAGGGAGGAACUACUGUCGCAUUGGUUCUUCAGCGAAACUUGUGACUGUUACUCCCGAUGUUGAGUCUCUCUUGAAGCCUGCUUCAGACAUGGAAACACACAAGUGAAGGUUGUUCGAGACAUAGCCGAUCCUGUUCAUACAUCUAUGUGAAGAAAGUAGUAUUGUCUCUUUAGAUUCUCUAACUACAAACCAAUCUUUUAACUCUUCUUUGUGUCUGUAAAAGAUCCAGUCUAUUGGGGGCUAAAAGAAAACUCUUAACGUUUUGAA
This is a messenger RNA of Eutrema salsugineum, 1255 nucleotides long. RefSeq lists its product as uncharacterized. The transcript is spliced from 9 exons. The record is from RefSeq and is a predicted model, not a curated record. Gene Ontology annotation, cellular component: RNA polymerase III complex. Gene Ontology annotation, biological process: transcription by RNA polymerase III. Gene Ontology annotation, molecular function: DNA binding. The coding region runs from base 123 to 1094 and encodes 323 amino acids. Lineage: Eukaryota; Viridiplantae; Streptophyta; Magnoliopsida; Brassicales; Brassicaceae.